ACACAGCCAACACAGAAAGUUAUAGCCAAGCCUCAAAGGAAGUCAGGGAUGGUUAAAGGACUUAUUCUAGCAGGACUCCUGGUCCUGCUCUGUCAUGAGCUAACUGUACAAGCUCAUGUGUUGAGUAGGCACAACAGUGCCAACAGCAUUGGCAAGAUCAAGAACUUGCUCCAGCAGCUUGAAGAAGCCUUGGUAGCUGAAGAGGACGCUGAAGGUGCUGUGGAUUAUGAGGACAGGAACAUAGCACUAAGUCAAAGCCAGGUUUCUCCAGGCAGAGAGGACCAGGCUGUUGCCCCGAAUGAGGACAGCAACACAGAUGAGGGACUCGAGAUGCAGAGGAAGCACCUCAUGGAUCUCCUGCUGUCCACAAGGAGCAAGAACUUCUCCGGCUGCUUCGGCGGAAGGUUGGACCGUAUCGGGUCCUCCAGCAGCCUCGGCUGCAACUCCAUGAAAGGUUGAAACCUCUCCGGCAAGGGACUGGAUCUGUUUGCAGUUCAUGUGGACAGCAUGUAGGUAACAGUGCUUCAGAAAAACAUGCUGAAAAACUGUUGAACUGGGCAAGCAUAAAUUUAUAGUAUUGGUGUGAAAGUGUGAAUGUAAUUCAGUGAUUUAUAGUUCUAACAUUUCUAAGAUUGAUUUAAAUUUGAGGGUAGUUUCUUGCUAAAUUAACACAGCUAACGGAUGUAUCGUUGAUUUUCAUUUUAUAGAGAAGAUCACAUUGUUUUGUCUAUGUAUUCACAUUGUACUUACCAGCUGACUUUUGUCUCUGGAGUUUAUUUAUCUAGAUUAUUCUUCUGCUUUGACUGUUCUCUUUGUUAUGCACACAAACAAUCUACAUGUAUGUAAGGUUUCUCUUUUCAGUCAAAUCAAAACGACUUUGAAAUGUCUCAGUGUGAAUAAAUAAAUAAAUCCUUUAUUUUG
Messenger RNA from Hemibagrus wyckioides, 921 nucleotides. RefSeq names its product natriuretic peptide A (gene nppa). Bases 49 to 459 code for a protein of 136 amino acids. The transcript has 2 exons. Gene Ontology annotation, cellular component: extracellular region; cytoplasm; nucleus. The record is from RefSeq and is a predicted model, not a curated record. Gene Ontology annotation, molecular function: hormone receptor binding; hormone activity. NCBI's taxonomy places the organism in Eukaryota, Metazoa, Chordata, Actinopteri, Siluriformes, Bagridae. Gene Ontology annotation, biological process: receptor guanylyl cyclase signaling pathway; neuropeptide signaling pathway; negative regulation of systemic arterial blood pressure.